GUGAUUGAAAUUUAAAAACAAGAAGCCAGAAGGUCAUAAUUCAAAAGCAUGUGUAAAAUAUGUCAAGUUACCCUUGCAUUUUAAUAUUUGUCUAUUGUAAAAAAUAACUAAAAAUGAGCUUAUCAAAAGGAAAUCUUCAAAGAAACAGACCUCAGAAACAUCAAAACCGGACAACUUUCAAAAAUGAUUUACAUGAUACUAGCAAAAAAACAAAAACCCUCAACGCUUUACAGAUUUCAGGAGUCUGCCCACGUUGCAAAGAAAUAAUUGAAUGGAAAAUAAAGUAUAAAAAAUAUAAACCACUUGCUACGCCGAGAAAAUGUGUUGGGUGUGAUCAAAAAAAUGUCAAACAAGCAUAUCAUAUAUUUUGUAAAAAAUGUGCUAGUGAAAAAAAUGUGUGCGCUAAAUGUUGUAAACCAAUAGAAAAUAUAGUAACAGAACAAAUAAGCAAUGAAAUGAGUGAAAACGAUAUACAAGCUAUGAUAAAAAAUCUUCCUGAAAGAAAGAAACGAACAUUGCUUCGACAUUUAAAAAAGCAAGAAGGCGGUCAGACACCGGAGCAAAUUGAAAAAUUAAUGUCUGAAAUGGCAAUAUUAGAUGAUGAAGAAGGCUCAUUUGAAGGUUUUACAAGUGAAGAGGAUCACUCUGGUUCUGAUAAUGAAGAUUAAAAAUAUUCCUAAAACUUAAUUUAGUACAAAUAAAUAUCUAAAAUAUU
Messenger RNA from Pieris rapae (cabbage white), 715 nucleotides. RefSeq lists its product as uncharacterized. The record is from RefSeq and is a predicted model, not a curated record. NCBI's taxonomy places the organism in Eukaryota, Metazoa, Arthropoda, Insecta, Lepidoptera, Pieridae. The transcript has 3 exons. The coding region runs from base 114 to 668 and encodes 184 amino acids.